Molecule: messenger RNA, 2667 nt
Organism: Rhodamnia argentea
Lineage: Eukaryota; Viridiplantae; Streptophyta; Magnoliopsida; Myrtales; Myrtaceae
Product: putative serine/threonine-protein kinase-like protein CCR3
Exons: 1
Coding region: 229-2613 (794 amino acids)
Biological process (GO): protein phosphorylation
Molecular function (GO): protein serine/threonine kinase activity; ATP binding
Source: RefSeq, a predicted model, not a curated record
UGGAGCCAACGUUGUUCGACUCCGCUUUGUUCAAACAGCGAGGCCCCGAAAAGGAAACCGAAACGUACAAUCUCUCUCUCUCUCGCUCGUUGAACUCAUAAGCUCAGUUUUCCUUUCUCUCUCUAGCAGCCAUCCUUCUCUCUCUUUCUUUCGAACUGCGUCGUCUCCGCCAAUGAAGCUACGACCCACCAACCCAUCAAAUUCCUUCGCCGCCAAAGGCCCCCUCAUAUGACGAUACCGCCCUUACCAGCCGCGGUCUUCUUCCUCGCCAUCGCAGCCGUCCUUCCCGCCGCCCUUGGACUGGGCGCGGGCGCCACCGUCGCCGCCGCCUACGCCUCCGCGACCGUGUGCGGCGUCGUCUCCGGCCAGCCCACGCGCCCCGUCCAGUGCUACCGCGGGGGCCGGCUCCUCAGCGUCGACCCCAACGUCUCCUUCUCCGAGGUCUCCGGCGGCCGGGGCUACUUCUGCGGCCUCAAGUCGGGCGGGUCCGCCUUCCUCUGCUGGGACACUCUCAGUUCCAGUUCUACCCUCGUCCCCAGAAGGGUCUACCACAACGAGUCAGCCCCGUUGAGGAAUCUCGCCGUUGGCGACGACCAAGUCUGUGCAUUGGUGAAUGCCACAGGAGAGGUGAAAUGCUGGAGGAUCGAUGACUCUUUUAAGGUACCAUCCGGGGCCGAUCGAUUCUUGUCGAUUUCAUCUGGGUUUGGGUUUUCCUGCGGAAUUUCGGUGAAUACGAGUAAUGUCCAAUGUUGGGGUAGCAGUCAAAUCAUGGAUGCUAUUCAAGACGGGUUUGGGAACAUGCCGGUGUCGAGUAUCGUCGCAGGUGGUUCACAUGCUUGUGGGUUUAAUUCUACUGGUUUUGUAGUUUGCGGAGGGAAGAAUGAUUUUGGGCAGCUAGAUGUUCCUUCACAUUCCGCCUUUGAGUUCUCUUUGUUGUCUCUAGGUGCUAGUCAUAGCUGUGCAAUGAGGCGAGUGAAUCACACUGUCACUUGUUGGGGUGGCCAUGGUCAGUAUUCAGCUAAUGGAACUGAUGUAACUUCGUUUGAGUCGAUUGUUUCGGGUUCAAAUUUCACUUGUGGAUUGUCAUCGAGUAAUCUUUCAAUCAUGUGUUGGGGUCCUGGUUGGCCUAGCGGUUCGGCUGGGGGGCUCGAGGAGCUUCCAUUGACAGGAAUCCUUCCAGGGCCUUGUGUUCAGUCAGCUUGUGAAUGUGGCAUACAUGGUCUGUCACAGACUCUAUGCAGCAGCUCUGGUGUGAUUUGCCUGCCCUGUGCUAACCAAUUACAAAUCCCUCCACCUCCCCCACAAUCAAUGCCGCCACAAUUGCCACCAGCGCCGGUCUCCCCUCCAUCCUCCCCAUCACGAGCUCUUAGGAGGGGCUUGUUGGCCUUUGCGAUUGUUGGAUCAGUUGGGGCAUUAGCAGGAAUUUGCACGUUGAUUUACUGCUUGUGGAGUGGGGUAUGUUUCGGGAAAAAGAAGGUGCAUAAUUCAGUUCAACCUACAAUUACUAGGGGGAAUUCAAAUGGCGAGACGACGUCGAACACUAGCCCUCCUUCGAGAUCAUCCACCAUAAGGCGCCAGAGCUCAAGAGCGAUGAGGCGCCAGAGAAGCGGAACAUCUUCGAAGCACGCCGAUAAGGCGGAGGAAUUUUCUUUAGCAGAGCUAGCAGUGGCCACUGGCAACUUCUCCGUCGAGAACAAAAUCGGAGCCGGCAGCUUCGGUGUUGUUUACAGAGGGAAAUUACCUGAUGGUCGUGAAGUUGCCGUAAAAAGGAGUGAAACCGGUCCAAAGAUGAAGAAGUUCCAGGAGAAAGAAAGCGCUUUUGAAUCGGAAAUUUCGUUCUUGUCCCGGCUUCACCACAAACACUUGGUUAGGCUAGUUGGUUAUUGUGGAGAAAAAGAUGAGAGGCUCCUAGUAUAUGAAUACAUGAAGAACGGAGCUCUUUAUGAUCACUUGCAUAAUAAAGACAAUGUCGAGAGAAGUAGUAGUCCUCUGAACUCGUGGAAGAUGCGGAUCAAGAUUGUGUUAGAUGCCGCCAGAGGGAUCGAGUAUCUACACAACUAUGCAGUGCCUCCCAUUAUACACAGAGACAUCAAAUCUUCCAACAUACUGCUAGACGCCAACUGGACGGCCCGAGUGUCCGAUUUUGGAUUGUCGUUGAUGGGUCCUGCAUCCGAUGAUGAUCUGAGACCAUCCAAGGCUGCAGGAACAGUAGGGUACAUUGAUCCCGAGUACUACGGUCUAAAUGUGUUGACAGCGAAGAGCGACGUGUAUGGCCUAGGGGUGGUGUUGUUAGAGUUACUAACAGGGAAGCGCGCAAUAUUUAAGAACGGCGAGGACGGAGGGAUGCCGAUCAGCAUUGUGGAUUUUGCCGUUCCCGCGAUAAUGGCCGGGGAGUUGGCGAAGAUUCUGGACUCGAGGGUGGGGUCACCAGAGCUGAACGAGGCGGAGGCGGUCGAGCUGGUGGCUUACACAGCGAUGCACUGCGUGAACUUGGAAGGGAAGGACAGGCCAACCAUGACCGACAUUGUAGCUAAUUUAGAGAGGGCAUUAACUCUAUGUGAAGAUAGCCAUGGGAGCAUCUCUAGCGGCACAGUCUCCAUCGUUUCGGAAUGAAACCGAGGAUCAAAUAAACAGAGCCAAAAAAGAAAAAAACAGAGGAAAAACAGA